AUGCCUCUGAAUCCGAGAAGCCACAUCGAGGGAAGGCCCGAGGCCGACGAUUCUUCAGAAGAAGCUUCGUGUGAGCCCGUUCAAUAUCCGCCGUUGUGGGUAAUGGCCGAACGCGCCAUUCUCAAGGUCCAAGGCCGAAGCGCACGAUUCAUCAGCAGAAUCUCCGCAAGUGCCUCUGCCUCUGCAGGGUCGCCGGUCCCUGAUCAAAGGGUCAGAGAGCCAGCAAUCAGCAGAAUCUCCGCCGGCGAGGCGGCCGAACGUGGCAACAGAACCGGAAUGCCCGAUGCGCGGGAUUCCGAGUGGACUUGUUGCAUGGGACUUCCCAAAGCCAAUAACGGUUUUAGGAGAGGCAGAAGGGGAAGAUUCAUCAGCAGAAUCUCCGCCAGGUCCCGGGAAGUUGACAGAAGGUUCUGA
Aspergillus pseudoviridinutans is the source of this 414-nucleotide messenger RNA. RefSeq lists its product as uncharacterized. The record is from RefSeq and is a predicted model, not a curated record. Bases 1 to 414 code for a protein of 137 amino acids. Lineage: Eukaryota; Fungi; Ascomycota; Eurotiomycetes; Eurotiales; Aspergillaceae. The transcript has a single exon.